Besnoitia besnoiti is the source of this 5781-nucleotide messenger RNA. Its product is annotated as autophagy protein apg9 protein. The coding region runs from base 1 to 5781 and encodes 1926 amino acids. The transcript is spliced from 5 exons. Gene Ontology annotation, biological process: autophagy of mitochondrion; protein localization to phagophore assembly site. Lineage: Eukaryota; Apicomplexa; Conoidasida; Eucoccidiorida; Sarcocystidae. Gene Ontology annotation, cellular component: autophagosome; phagophore assembly site. The record is from RefSeq and is a predicted model, not a curated record.
AUGGAACCCUUCCACCCUGCAUCUCGCUCCCCUCUCUCGGUCGCGGAAUCAGCCGGGACUUCCCGCAUCCGCUGUCCACACGCAGAAUCCACAGAGUAUCCGAAUGCGGCAGUUCACCCAUACCUUUCUCUACCGCAACCCGCCCUUUCUGUCUGGUCUUCUGAAGCCGCUGCCCCUUCUUCGUUCGAUGCGCUUGAUGGCCAUGGACAGACGCUUCCUCCGCGAAUCCCCGUUGCUUCACCGCCUGCCAGUGAAUCGUAUACCUGUUACCCGGCGCGAAGGUCUGUAACUCACUCUCCAUUCCCUUACCCAUCAGAUUCUCCUUUCCUAGAUGGCUCACUUUCUUCAGCCCUUCCCUAUGGGGGGCCCUCGUCGUACAUCCCUCCCGCCAUCGUGGGACGAAGCUCCACAGCAGUUCAGCCUUCGUCCGCCACGGCACUAGAUACCGCUUCUCGCUCUCAUGUGGCUACAGAAAACCAGAUUGCGUGCUCCAGUGUGGGCACCCUUUCGUCGGCCCCAGAGCGUCGCACCUUUGGUUUUUCACCUUCUUUCGCUGCACCGUCCUCUACCCUCGGCACAAGUUACCUCAGCCAACCGGUUUUCUCGUUGCCGCCUCCCGAGCCGGACAGGUAUCCAGGCCCCUCCGCCGUGUUCCCAGCCUAUUCGCUUUCUUCGUCUGGCGCAGCGCCAGGGAAUCGCUUUUUUUCGCUUCUCGCAGCCCCGAUUCGUCUCCUGUCCAAGCUGCAGCAAGGGGCUCUGCGCCGCCUGGGCCUGCGGAUCCCGCCGCCUCCCGCGGGCUUCUCUCCGUUUCUUCCUCCUCUCCUUGACCAAAGUUCUCAUCGAGGAGACGGCGAGGAUCUGGAGAAUCCGGCCUCUCUGCGGUAUCACUCAGGAGCGACGUACGCGUCUCUCGCGUCCUCGACUCGCACGCGUCGUCGCUGUGCCCACCCCCGUGACGGAUCAGCAGGCUUUUCUGCGACUGAGACGCAGACAGGCAAUGCCGCAGAUACGGCGACGCAGCUUUCUGCGCACGCGUCGUCUUCUGCGCAGAAGAGAGCUGCCUCUUCGGCGUUCGCCUCUGCGGCUGCAGCGCCUCUCGGCUCUUGGGAUGCCGUCGCCGACUUGGAUAAGUUUCUGUACGGGGUGUAUAGGUACUGGAUGGAGGGAGGCCUGUUUGCAAUUUUGUCGGCGCAUCUCGCGCACCUGACCGCGUUGGCCUUUACCAUUUAUUUCUCGUGGUUCCUCAUUUUGUUUGUGAACUGGACAGGAAUUGUCUCCUGCACAACCGAAGAGCAGUGCCGCGCGGUGCCGCUGUUGAUCGCCUCGCCCUUCUCCCCCUGGGGCUACAAGCAGACGCUGUGCACUGUUUACGUCGUGUCUCUGUCCGCGUUUCUGCUGUUUAACAUUGCCGUGUCUUACUUGAACUGUCGAGACGCAGUUCUCAUUAGGACCUACUUCCGCUCGCGGCUCUUCAUUCCUUCCGACGCCGCCCUCCAGCUGCUCGACUGGCCCGAAGUGACUGCGCUGCUCCUCAAGGCGCAGGAGGCGGCGCCCUUCUGCAUCGUCACGAACGAGCUCUCCGCGCUCGACAUCGUCAGCACAAUCAUGCGGGAAGAAAACUACUUCAUUGCCCUGACUAACAAAAACAUCCUCACGCAAAAACUGCCUUCCUGGCUGCCGCCCAAGCUUCUCUACACGCAAGUCAUGCAGUGGAACAUCCGCCGCGCCAUCUUCUCCCGACUCUUUGACCGCCGCCAGCGCAUCCACAGAGACCUCUUCACCCAUCCGCCACACGACGAGCUAUCUCCGUACCAGUCUGCAGCGGCCGCGGCGCUGGCGUCGAGGUUCAAGUUGCUCGCUUUGCUGAACUUGGUGUUUCUAGUUCCGCUUUUCCUCUUUAUCUUUUUCUUCUUCUUUCUGAAGCACGCGGAAGACUUCCGGCUCAAUCGCCAGUCGAUCGUCAGGCGCGAGUUCAACGGCUACGCCUACUGGGUGUUUCGCGAAUUCAAUGAACUGCCGCACCAAAUCAACCAGCGGCUGAGUCUGGCAGCUGCGGCUGCAGAUGAGUAUCUGCAGUUGUCGCCGGUUUCUCCGUCGGUAUUCCACAUUCGCCUGCUGGUGAAGUACCUGAUCGGCUCGCUCCUCUCGAUCUUCAUUCUGCUCUACUUGUUCGACGAAACGCCGCUCCUCUUCAUCAAGAUCUUUGACCGAAAUCUGCUGUGGUAUACCAUCAUUCUCGGCGUCCUCUACGCGGGCAUCCGAGAUGUGGGAUCCACCGGCAAACCAGACGCUGCCGGGGCACGAGGAGCUUCUGGACUAGGCAGCGACACAGUUCUGGCAGGUUCAGGGUGCUGUCGCGCGGUCAACGCGCCGCUGACUCUCUACGAGCGCUGCAUGCGCGUCGUUCAGUUCACGCACCACCUGCCCGCCUGCUGGCGGGCUCCCGCGGGCCUCUUCGCGAUUCCGCCGCCCGUGGCGCUUACGUCGGGCGGCGCGACGGCUCCAGGUGACUUAAAGAAGGUUGCGGCUGACUCGGGACGCGCUGCGUUUCCGCGCUCGCCUGCGGAGGCGCCGGUGGCGCAGAGUGCCUUCGCCUCUGCACCUUCGUCGCUCUCGCUGCUGCCGCCGGUGCCUCCCAGGCACGCGUGGCUUCCGCCUGCACACGCUCGGACCGCCGGCCUCGGUGCGCGCCUGGCACAGUCGGCUUCGAUUUUCGGUGGCGAGGAGGCAGAUGACGAGGUGCACCCGCGCGUGACGGGCGUGAGUAGCCAACACAAGGUGGUUAUGCGGUCGUUUUGUUCUGCGUUCUACGGCCUGCGCAUUGUGUGUUUGGUCGAGGAGCUGCUCGCCGUGCUGCUCACCCCGCUCCUUCUCUGGGGCUUCUUGCCGAGAGUCUGCGAUGACAUCUGCGCCUUCCUCUUCGCCGCGACCGCUUCGUCGCCUUUUGGCGACAUGUGUUGCUUCUCCUCGCUCAACCUCGAAAAAUUCGGCUCGCCUUGCUACCUGCCGGCCGCGCGAGACGCGGCGCCUCUGCGCAAACCCCAGGGCGGCGAGCGGGCGCGUCAAGCUCGACGCGGCUUGAGAGGCGACGACGGCGAGGAAGGCCUUGCCGCACGCGGCCCCCGCAUGUGGUGCGAGGGAGAGACAGGAGAGCAGGGGAAGCCAGGAGGAGACAGCGGACGACGAGACAGCAGUCCGAGCCCAGAACGAGGCGCGAGGGGCCUCUCGGCGUCGCACCAGUCGUUCCGUCUGGCGCCUGUGUCCUCUUCGUGGCCUGGCGAGGGCGACAGCGGAGGGCGAGACGGGGCUCCAAGUGCCGGGCUGCUGCGUGCGAACAGCGGGAAGAUCGAGAAGAGCGCGCUCACGUUUGUACUCACGUAUCGCAUUCCUCCACCGUACGACGACACCUCGCCCCUCUGGACGGUCUUCGCGUCCGACUCUCUCGCGAGCUCUAUGGCCAUUGUCGCCUCCCAGCUGAGAGGGUCGGCGCCUCUCCCGCCCGCGGUCGCGGACUCCUUCACCUUGCGGCGGCGCCCGUCUGCAGCGGCUGGCUCUCUCUCUUCAAGCUCGACUUCGUCGCAGGCUGCGGAGCGCGACAGAAGCGACGCCGCGCUCUCCUCUCAUGUGGCGUGUCCGCUGGUGCGCUGGGGCUACCCGGAGUCUGUCGUGCGGUUUGUGCGUCGCCUGGAGACGUUUCAGCGCGAGCAAAUCGAGAAACUGCCCUACCUCUCCCACGAGCUGCCGCCAUACUUGCUCGCGCCGCUCAACGCCUUCCCUGGCGAGGCCGAGACGCGACAGAGGGACGCAGAGGCGGGCGCGAGGGCAAGCAGGAAGUCUAGGGGCUGCACGGGAAGGAACUUGCAUCGAGGAACGGAUACGGAAACCGACGGCGAGAGCGCAGGCGGUGAGCAUGAGACGCAUGCCGCCAGAGAGCCCGCGAGGCGAGGAAGAAGCCUCAGAAGGCGGCGCGCCAGACGCAGAGCUCAGCGGAGAAAAGGAGACGACCCGAUGGAGGACACAAGCUUUUCGUCUGAGUCGACACUAGAAGAAUCUGAGGAAGGGCGAGGCGCGAGCGACGGCAGCGAUGCAGACACGCCGCGCGCGUGGAGAGGGAAGCACGCGCGAGCGCCGAGAUGCCGUCACUGCGGACACGCCGGCGAUCUUGAGGCCACGACGGAGGGAGAGCGGGCGGAAGACACCCUCUCGCCGUCUCUGUCUCCUUCGAAGAAACGCAAACGGCGGAGCAGCAAAGACGACUCGUCGGAGACGAAAGCCGAGCGGUCUGUGGACGAGAGCUUCCUGGCAGAUGGCGGCACGGGGGAAGGCGUUCUAAGGGCUCAGGGCGCGCGAGGCGGCGGCACAGGAGAAGAGGAUGGGCUGCCGUCGUGCACGGCGGCGCUUAACACGAAGCGCGAAGGCAAGAGGAGACGCGCGCAGUCGCCGUCGUCGCGAGAGGGCGAAGACGACAGGAGACACCGAGGCAGGCGAGAGCCCAAGAGACCGCAUGCGCGACGUUCCAGGCGAGGGCACAAAGGCGGAAGGCAUAUCGCCCCUCACGACUCGUCCUCGUCAGCCGACGGAGACGCCCGCUCUCCCUCGCCGCCCGCCUCUUCGCCGGCGUCACCGAAUGCCACCGUGGACGUGUGCGGCCCGCCGCCUGUCCCCUUUGAACGUCAGGCGUCGUAUUUCUUUUGGCUGGAGCGGCUGUACGAGCAGCAGUCUGGCAGGAUUUUGUUCGCGACGAACCAGCUGAACUUCUUCACGCGCUGCCUCUUCCGCCAGAGAUUCCCCUGCACCCACACGCACGACGCGCCGCAUGCGCCCAGAGAGGAGAGAGGCGCGGGGAGCUGCGGCACACACCACUCGCGGUCGCUCUACGCUCGGCCGCGGCGUGGCGGUGGCGAGCAGCCCUCUCACGAAGAAAGAGAGGAGGAAGAAGCCACAAGCGGACGGGCGAAGCCGGAGGAAGGGAGCGAGCCGAUGGCAAGGCCCCUUGCGGGGGGGGAACGCAGUCGAGACGCCCUGGGCGACGGCCGAGCGAGAGACGAGGAGACCGACACGAGAAGACGCGAGGCAGUCCGCCCACUCGCACGAGGAAGCGGAAGCACUGUGGACGCGCAAGAGGAGACAGGGUUUCAGCGACACGUACAGCCUCUCUGUGAGACCACGGGCUGGGCAGCGGCAAGCCCAGCGGCGAGCCCAGUGAGCAGCCCAGUGGCAAGCCGAGGACGCGGAGGCAGCGGCGAGUUCGACGCGUCUCAGCGUUUGCCGGCUUCGCUCAUGUCGUCUCUCGCAGGGGGAUGCGUGGCGUCCCCCUUCUCAGCAGCUGCCUGCUGCGGCAGACCGGAAGACGGAGCCGCGCGGGGACGCAGAAAAGGCGCCGAAGAAGUCAGCCAUGACUCGAGAGGCGAAUCUGACUUGAUGCCAUCCAUGUGGUUGCCUCCCUCGGUUUCCACGCUGCUGUCGGAGGCGCGUCCGGGCUUCCUCGUUGCGUCGAGGGAGCAGAGGCUUUCGGCAGGGCUUGGGCUCUAUCCCGCGCCAGACGCCGACGGAGAGAGAGACGCAGCUCGCCUCCAGAGUGUAGCGUCGCCUGCUGCAUGUGCACCGAGGCCAGCCGCCCCCGAGGAGCGCGGUGGAAGCGGCGUUCGUCUGUUUGAGGGCGCAGACCGCGCCGUAAGCGAGGACAGGCAACACACGAGGGAAAAAGACCUUUUCUCCCUCGACUCGAUGGAAGGACACGACGACGAAGUCGAAGUCUUCCCCGGUGGCUCCAUGAUGUGA